AUGAACGACUCGCCCCCCACAGACAUCCCCCCCAUCCUCCUCCCCCUCCUCGCAGCCCUCUCCUCCCUCCUCCACACUACCCAGCACCUCUUCGACUCCCUCCCCGGCUCCCCCAUCAUCCUCCGCUACAUCAGGUCGUCUUAUCAGAACGACCCGUGGCGCAGUCUCCUCGAAGUCUUGCUCGUCGCUUUUGCGAUCCGCACACUUCUCAAGGGGCGAACCCGAGGAGAGGAAGAGGGCAAGAAUGUCAUCAAGUUUAAGGAACAUGAAAUCGACGAGCUCGUGGACGAGUACCAGCCUGUGCCCCUCGUCGAGGAGCUCGUAGACUACGACGCGCACACCCUCGAAACUGUUCCCAUCGUCCACGGCCCCAACGGUGCCCGCGUCAAGCUCUCGCCCAACGGCAAGUCUGUGCUCAACAUGGCCAUCCCCGACUGGACGGGUCUUGUGGAAAACGACAAGGUCAAGUCUAUCGCUAUUGACACCCUACGCGAGUACGGUGUGGGGUCUUGUGGUCCUUCAGGUUUCUACGGUACUAUCGACGUUCAUCAACAAUUUGAGCGCGAUAUCGCUGAAUUCAUCGGUACCGAAUCGGCCAUCAUCUACUCCCAGUCCUUCUCCCUCGUCUCUUCCGUCAUUCCCGCUUUCGCCAAGCGUGGCGAUAUCAUCGUUGCCGACCGCGGUGUCAACUUUGCCAUUCACAAGGGUCUUCAGCUCUCUCGAUGCCAGAUCAAAUGGUAUGCCCAUGGCGACAUGGCCGACCUCGAGAGGGUGCUGCAGAGUGUGGAGAAGGACAGGAAGAGAAAGGGCAGCAAGUUGACAAAGAUGUUUAUCGUCGCUGAGGGUAUCUUUGAGAAUGACGGUAUGAUGCUGGACUUGCCUAAAGUCAUCGAGCUCAAGAAAAAGUACAAGUACCGCCUCAUACUCGACGAGUCCCAGUCUUUCGGCAUGAUCGGUCAGCAUGGCAAGGGUAUCACCGAGUACUUUGGUAUCCCCGCCACCGAAGUCGACAUGCUCCUCGGUUCCAUGGCUGUCGGUCUUGCCACCGGUGGUGGUUUCUGUGCCGGCUCCCAGGUCGUGUGCAAGCACCAGCGUAUCAAUUCGUCCGCCUCCGUCUUUUCUGCCUCUCUCCCCGCGCUGCUCGCCACCACCGCUUCCUUUGGCUUGACCGUGCUCAAAGAGGGCGGUGCUCUCAACACCCUCCAGGCCAACAUUGCCCUCUUCCGCCAACAACUCGUCAAACUCGAGCCUUCCGCCGACGACGCCCACCCCAACAAAGACGCCCUCAUCUCCAUCCCCUCCCACCCCUCUUCCGCGCUCAUCCACAUCUUCCUCAUCAACCCUCCCCCCACGCUCGACGCGGAAGAACGUGUCUUGCAGGAUAUCGUGGAAGAAGCGCUGUCGAGCCAUGGGGUGUUGUUGACGAGGGCGAGGAGGUUGAGGGGGCAGGAAGUGUUUGAGCACGAGCCGAGUUUGAAGAUGUGUGUGAGUAGUGUGUGGGGGAGGAAGGAGGUGGAGAAGGCGGGCCAGGGGGUGAAGGCUGCUAUCCAGAAAGUCGUCGGUAAACGUCGUUGA
Molecule: messenger RNA, 1575 nt
Organism: Cryptococcus wingfieldii CBS 7118
Lineage: Eukaryota; Fungi; Basidiomycota; Tremellomycetes; Tremellales; Cryptococcaceae
Product: serine palmitoyltransferase
Exons: 5
Coding region: 1-1575 (524 amino acids)
Biological process (GO): sphingosine biosynthetic process; ceramide biosynthetic process
Cellular component (GO): endoplasmic reticulum
Molecular function (GO): pyridoxal phosphate binding; serine C-palmitoyltransferase activity
Source: RefSeq, a predicted model, not a curated record